AUGCUGCCGCUGCUGCUUCCCCUGCUGUGGGCAGGGGCCCUGGCUCUGGAGGGCAUAUUCCAGCUGGAGGUGCCAGAGUCGGUGACGGUGCAGGAGGGUCUGUGCGUCUUCGUGCCCUGCACUUUCUUCUACCUGAGGCACACCUUCAUCAAGAUUAACCUUGCUCGUGGCUACUGGUUCCGGGAAGGAGACAAUCCUCUACGGGAUGCUCCAGUGGCCACAAAUGACCCUGCUCGACAAGUGCGGGAGGAGACGCGGGGUCGAUUCCGCCUCCUGGGUAAUCCCAGGGAGAAAAACUGCUCCCUGAGCAUCAGAGACGCCAGGAGGAGGGACAGUGGUUCGUACUUCUUUCGUGUGGAGGAAACAAUGAUGAAAUAUAAUUACAAAGAUUCCCCGCUUUCUGUGCAUGUGACGGCCUUGACACACAGGCCCGACAUCCUCAUCCCGGGGGCCCUGAAGUCUGGCCGCCCCAGGAACCUGAUCUGCUCUGUGCCCUGGGCCUGUGAGCAGGGGACACCCCCCAUCUUCUCCUGGAUUGGGACCUCUGUGUCCCCACUGAGCCCCACCACAGCCCUCUCCUCAGUGGUCACCCUUAUCCCACAGCCCCAGGACCAGGGCAGCAGACUCACCUGUCAGGUGACCUUGCCCAGGGCCGGUGUAACCACGACCAGGACCGUCCAACUCAAUGUAUCCUACCCUCCUCAGAACUUGACCUUGACUGUCUUCCAAGGAGACGGCACAGCAUCCACAACCCUGAGAAAUGGAUCAUCUCUUCAGGUCCUGGAAGGACAGUCCCUGCGCCUGAUCUGUGCUGUUGAUAGCAAUCCUCCCGCCAGGCUGAGCUGGGCCCAGGAUAACCUGAUCCUGAGCCCCUCACAGCCCAACCCCGGGAUGUUGGAGCUGCCUCAAAUGAACCUCAGGAAUGAAGGAGAAUUCACCUGCCGAGCUCGGAACCCUCUGGGUUCCCAGCAAGUCUCCCUGAGGCUCUUUGUGCAGAGGAAAUCAGGGCCCAUGACAGAGGUGGUUCUGGUGGCCAUCGGGGAGGCCACUGUGAAGAUCCUGCUUCUCUUCCUCUGCCUCAUCAUCCUCAGGGUGAAGUCCCACCGGAGGAAGGCAGCAAAGGCAGCUACAGGUGUAGAGGCUGCAAAGGUUGUCAAAGGUUAA
This is a messenger RNA of Gorilla gorilla gorilla (western lowland gorilla), 1164 nucleotides long. Its product is annotated as sialic acid-binding Ig-like lectin 13. The record is from RefSeq and is a predicted model, not a curated record. The transcript is spliced from 7 exons. Gene Ontology annotation, molecular function: sialic acid binding. Bases 1 to 1164 code for a protein of 387 amino acids. Lineage: Eukaryota; Metazoa; Chordata; Mammalia; Primates; Hominidae. Gene Ontology annotation, cellular component: plasma membrane. Gene Ontology annotation, biological process: cell adhesion.